Neoarius graeffei (lesser salmon catfish) is the source of this 3405-nucleotide messenger RNA. It is a transcript of the gene agpat4, whose product is annotated as 1-acylglycerol-3-phosphate O-acyltransferase 4 (lysophosphatidic acid acyltransferase, delta). The record is from RefSeq and is a predicted model, not a curated record. Gene Ontology annotation, molecular function: 1-acylglycerol-3-phosphate O-acyltransferase activity. NCBI's taxonomy places the organism in Eukaryota, Metazoa, Chordata, Actinopteri, Siluriformes, Ariidae. The transcript has 9 exons. The coding region runs from base 289 to 1425 and encodes 378 amino acids. Gene Ontology annotation, cellular component: mitochondrial outer membrane; endomembrane system.
GGCUAUAAACACUCGACGUCUAUAAAAGAGAGUAAAGAGUGGUAAUAAAAGCGCUCCGUGGUGGCGGGACUGCUCAUGUUCAAGUCCCCACGCCUCACGCGAGGCUGCUCUCGGACAGGAGUGGAGUUUCAGAAACUUUGGUGUGAUGUUGGUGCGUGGUUGGGUUUACUGUCUAAAAUCGAGUCAUAAAAUUAAAACUCAAGACAGCAGGUGUCAGAUGAGUAACUGUUUUGUUUCCAGUUGAUCCAGAGAUCAGGCAUUUGCAGAGGAAGAACACCACUGUUCACUAUGGGACUCUUCAGGCUGUUGAAGAUGCAGUUCAUUUGUCAUCUUAUCAUCUGUUACGUGUUUCUAGUCAGUGGGCUUAUAAUCAACUUCUUGCAGCUCUUCACACUGCCGUUGUGGGGCAUUAACAAACAACUAGCUCGCAAGAUCAACUGUAGACUGGCAUACUGUAUCUCCAGCCAGAUGGUGGCACUACUGGAAUGGUGGUCUGGGACAGAAUGCACACUGUACACUGAUCCUGAAUCCUACCCGUUGUAUGGCAAAGAAAAUGCAAUCGUCAUCCUCAACCAUAACUUUGAGAUUGAUUUUCUGUGUGGUUGGACCUUCUGCGAAAGGUUUGGUGUGUUAGGGAGCUCCAAGGUGCUGGCAAAGAAAGAACUUGCAUAUGUACCAGUAAUUGGUUGGAUGUGGUACUUUCUGGAGAUUGUCUUCUGUAAGAGGAAAUGGGAGGAAGAUCAGAAAACAGUGGUGCAGAGCCUUCAACGUCUUAAGGAUUAUCCAGAGAACUUCUGGUUCCUUCUAUACUGUGAGGGCACUCGCUUCACACAGAAGAAACACAAGAUUAGUAUGGAAGUGGCAGAGAAAAAAGGACUUCCCAAACUCAAGUACCAUCUCUUGCCUCGCACCAAGGGUUUCUGUGUUACUGUUCAGCACCUAAGGGGAACAGUUACUGCUGUGUACGAUUCUACGCUUAAUUUCAGAAACAACCAAAUACCAACGUUACUAGGUGUCCUAAAUGGGAAAAAGUACCAUGCUGAUUUAUACGUGAGACGGAUUCCACUGGACUCAAUCCCAGAGAACGAGUCUGAAUGUGCCAUGUGGCUCCACAAACUUUACCAGGAAAAGGAUGAGUUGCAGGAAAAAUACAACCUGACUGGUCAGUUCCCUGGCCCCACACUGAGCCCCCGCCGCCGCCCCUGGACCUUGCUCAACUGGCUGUUUUGGAUCUGGCUUCUACUCCUUCCCCUCUGUCUAUUACUGCUGCAGUUGUUCCACUCAGGCUCGGCGUUCACCAUUUUCACCACAGUUGUCCUGUGCUUUGCAGCCUCGCUUGGAGUUCGCUGGAUGAUAGGCCAGACCGAGAUUAACAAGGGCUCAAGCUAUGGAAACAAGGAGGGUCAGCUUAACAACAACACCUAAGGAGGACUGAUAACAUCAGCAGCAUGUGCCCCAGAGCUGUUUUCAACAAACCACGAGGGUAUCAGCCAAGUGUACGAAGACAAUGACAGCUGUUUGUUUUAAGAGUGUGACUAUGCAAAAUGGAGAAUAGAAACCCAGAAAUUAACAUAUGCUGCAAAGCGGUUGUGAAAUUGUGACUCAUUUUUGUCCUGAAAUAAUUUUUUUUUUUAACAAAACGAUGCAGUAGGCUGUUAAUUGAUUGCCCUUUAUAUUGCAAACAUUAAGAAUAACAGGACCAGAGAUAUUGAUGCAUGGGGUUUAGUAGGUAUUGGCUACUAUGAUUUAGGCAUAUGGUUAUCAUAGGACUUUCCUUGAGUCAUUCUGUUGGUACAUGAAGUUGAAAACACCAGGUUAAAAGUGAAACAUUUUUCUUUCCAGAUAUUAUAGUAAGGCUGAUGUGUUAAACAUUUUCUCUCCAGCCGAGUACACUCCUGUACCCAAGUAUUAAAGGCAUAGCACUGGCCCUUGGGAAAGGUCAACCGAUACAGCACAACUUAAAGAUUGAAGUAAAAUUUAACAAUUGUCCUUGGAGAAUUAAACACAUACAAUAUUUAAAAACAUUCCCUUGACUAAGCUUCUCUUUUGCACAAGGGACCAAAAAAAAUCCCUAAGCAGCAAUUUCCUCCAGCUCUCUCCCACUCUAAUAUUCGCAUGUAUUAUUUGUGCUUCGAGUGGGAACGUGAAAAGUGCCUCUUUUCCCCCAGAAUGUAUUCCUUGUUGCAUACUAAUCAAUUUGUCUCCAUUGAGACACAAGUGGCUUUACAAUAUGCUUUAUACAAAAAAAUAAAACUUAACCUUAUUCUUACAUUAUGUACAAUGUGCCACAGCGACCUACUACCAUUCGACUUAAUGCAACCAACUGGCCCUUUAAACCUGUAAGAUUUGCUCUCACACACUGCAAAGAGCGUACCACCACCAAUCACUGAGCUAGCAAGAGACUUGGAUCUUUUCUUUGUUACUUGUUCCUUGUACCACAGUUCCUUAAGAAUACCAUACAUAGUAGUGCAAGCAUUUGUAAACAAAGAGCGCAGGGCCACAGCUGCAUCAUUCUUCAUCUGUGCAGACCUGGAAUUAAAAAGGAAAACAAAGACAGGUCAAAUGUCUGCUUAAAUACAUAGAUGUUAAGAUUCAAAAUAAAUGUUAUUUUUCAGCCAGGAAUGCCUUGUGAUGCAUUUCUACUGGACAGUGUGGCACACUAUAAUGGAUACUAAUCCAAACUAUAUGCUGAUUGAAUACCUAAGCAUGAGGUGGUGAAGUCCAGAAAAAAAAAAACCUCAAAUCACAGGAAAUUUGCAGGCAACCCAAACAACUACCUCAGGCAAUAUUGAAUAUAAAUAUUGCCUGACAUGUAAUGAAUAGACAGGACAUAGAAAGACACUUGAAAUUUGGCCUAAAGUGUAAGAGCUAAAUAUUCGUAACAAGAAAGCUCAAUUAUAUAAUAAAAUUGUAGUAUUGCUUUCUAAUUUCCCAGAAAAAGGACUUGAGUUGAAAAGGAAAUUUUUUCAGAUAAUUACCACCACUACUGACCAAUAGAAAAGCAUUUCUAGCCUCACAUACAUGCUUUGGCUCAGCAUGCAUAAUAUCUGGGCCAAAAAAAAAGGGGGGGGGGGAGGAAAUUACUUGGAUAUGGUAUGGCUCUUUAGGAAGUAAACACAAAAGUACUGUGUGCUAAAGCCGUAUUAGAUGCAUAUGUACAGCUGAUUGCAGCAGUUUGCAAACUUGUUUUGAAUAAAAAGGCCUUGUUUUUGUGGAGAGAGUGUUACUGUGCACGCCUUCCUCCACAGCUUUUGCCAAUGACAUUACAGGUAACUCGUUAAGUGGUUGGCAAAUAUGUAAUUUUAAUACCAGCUAUAAUUUUUUUUUUUAAAACAGACAGCACUUUUAAAUAUUUAGCCAAAGCAGAUUUUAUAAAUUGCUGAAAUAAAAUUUAUUUCUAACACA